Molecule: messenger RNA, 2969 nt
Organism: Misgurnus anguillicaudatus (oriental weatherfish)
Lineage: Eukaryota; Metazoa; Chordata; Actinopteri; Cypriniformes; Cobitidae
Gene: rbm28
Product: RNA binding motif protein 28
Cellular component (GO): nucleolus
Molecular function (GO): mRNA binding
Source: RefSeq, a predicted model, not a curated record
AACCCAGAGUUCGCACGCUGUCGGCCAAAAGAACAUUCACUUGACAACUUCCGGCACAGCAGUAACAUGUGAGAAAACGUGCUGUACAACCGUAGAUCUGUUUGUGUUUACAGUUACUUAGCUUAAAGGAUCGCCAAUGCGAUCGCGAGUGAUGUGAAAUACCUUACGGUUUUUGUUAUAAUCUUAACCCGACAGUGUGGUUAUUACAUAAAGUUUUUUCUGGAUGUAAAGUAGGCGAGUAAGUGCUAAACAUGCCUGCAGUGACUUUAUUUGUCAGUAAAUUACCUGCAACUGCCACCGGUGAACAUCUGGGAGAAAUAUUUUCAGAAAUAGGACCAUUAAAAAACAGUUUUGUUGUCAAAGAAAAAGGGUCUGAAAAAUGUCGUGGGAUCGGGUAUGUUACAUUCUCCAUGGAAGAAGAUGGAAAACGGGCUAUGAAAGAAGUCAAAGAGUAUGACGGACAGAAGAUAGUCAUAGUGGAAGCCAGAAAAAAGCCUAAUGAGAAGAAAAGAAGAAAAGCAAAAAUAAACAAAGAUUCAGUCGAUACAGAGAGUCCUAAACAACCUACAGAGAGUCCUAAACAACCUACAGAGAGUCCUAAACAACCUACAGAAAGUCCUAAACAACCUACAGAGAGUCCUAAACAACCGACAGAGAGUCCUAAACAACCGACAGAAAGUCCUAAAAAAACUGCAGAACGUCCUAAACAACCAACAGAGAAUCAACAAAAGUCUCAAGGCCUGAGGAAGUCAAAACUCAAAAGCAGACUGAUCAUCAGAAAUCUUAGUUUCAAAUGUACAGAAGAUGAUUUGAAAAAGGUCUUCUCUGAGUUUGGUGUAGUUCAUGAAGCAAAGAUUGCUUUAAAACCAGAUGGGAAGAUGCGAGGUUUUGCGUUCGUGCAGUUUCAGAACAUGCCUCAAGCCGCAAAAGCCCUUGCAGCAAUGAACCUGAAGGAGAUUAAAGGCAGGCCUGUAGCUGUGGACUGGGCCAUUCCAAAGGACAAGUACGUUGCCACACAAUCAGGAUCAAAGGAAGAAGUAAAGGUAAAAUCUGAGGACAAAGGCGGUGAUGGAGAACAAGGUGCCAAGAACAAGUCUAUAUCACAUCAGAAGGCCUUCAAAUCUAAAUCAGAAGAAGAAUCUGAGGAUGAUGAUGAUGAGGAUGAUGAUGAUGAUGAUGAUGACGAUGAAGACAAAAAUGGCAGUGGUGAAGAAGAUGAGGGGGAAAAUGAUGAAAGUGAUUCUGAAGCGAGUGAUGAAGACGACGAUGAUGAUGACGAUGACGAUGAUGACGAUGAUGAUGACGAUGAUGCUGAGGACAGUGAGGAAGAAAGCGAUGCUCCUCCAAAGAAGAAGGUUUCUCUUCCUUCAGAUGUGAACGAGGGAAAAACCAUUUUCAUCAGAAACCUGUCCUUCGACACCGAAGAGGAGGAAUUAGAGAAAGUUUUGCUGCGGUACGGAGAGAUGAAGUAUGUUCGGAUAGUGAUGCAUGCCAACACCGGACACUCGAAAGGUUGUGCCUUUGCUCAGUUUAAGUCUAAAGAAGCAGCAGAGAAAUGUAUGGCUGCUGCUCAGAAUGACAAUGAGUCUGGUGGCAUAAGACUCGAUGGCAGGAAGUUGAUCAUCACGGCUGCCGUGACCAGAGAAGAUGCCGCCAAAUUCAAAGACAAGAAGAUAAAAACUCACACGGGCGCCAGGAACCUCUAUCUCUCUAGAGAGGGCUUGAUUCGUCCUGGAACGAAGGCUGCAGAGGAAGUUUCAGAAACUGACAUGGCAAAGAGAACAAGGUUCCAGGAGCUAAAAAGGCAAAAGUUAAAAGACAUUAACGUGUACGUGUCUAAAACACGGCUGUGUGUUCACAACCUACCUAAAAGCGUCCAACAACCCAAACUCCGCAAGAUCUGCCUUACAGCCGCGGGGGAUAAAAGAGCCCGCAUCACUGAGUGUCGUGUGAUGUAUGACAAGAAACCUAUUCGAGGUAAGGUGAUGGGUCAGUCUCUAGGAUACGGUUUUGUAGAGUUCAAAGAGCACGAACACGCCCUCCAAGUCCUACGUCACCUCAACAACAACCCUGACAUUUUUGGACCCCAAAAGAGACCAAUAGUUGAGUUCUCUUUGGAAGACAGCAGAAAACUAAAACUCAAAGCCGCGCGUCUACAAAACAGCAAGAGGAAUUUAAAAAAAGACAAUCACCAAGAAGGAGGGAAGCCACAACACAGUCCAGGAAAGAAGAAUAAUGAUCCUGCACCAAAAGGAAUUAUGGGUAAUGUAGUCAAACAGGAGAAGGCCCAGGGCAGUCUACACAAUGUAGGGAAACAGGAGAAGCCCCAGGGCAGCCUGUACAAAGGCUUCAUGACCAAACCAGAAAUCGAGCACGUCGAACUCCAGGAUGGCAAAAAACGACAGAAAGUUCUCCACAUGCCUUCACACAGAGGUCCAAAGAUCAGGAAACGGGAUAAAGGAAAACAGCCUGUGCAACCCCCAAAACCGAAGAAGGGCCCAAGCAGGAAAGAUAAAAAAAUGUCCACCUUUAUUGAGAAACCGAACCAGAACAAGAAACAGAAUGCCAAACCUGCAAAAAGAAAGUUUCAGAACAGAGAAGAUGUGCGCUUUGACAGUUUGGUGGAGCGAUACAAAAAGAAACUUAUUGGGAACUCAAGUGCUAAGGCUGUGGUUAAAAAGGGUAAAUGGUUUAGCUGAGAGAGAAAGAGAGAGAACGAGUGUGUGCGAGAGAGAGAGAGAGAUUGAGAUUGUGUAAAACCUCUUGAAGGAGGACUUCAGUCAAUAUUUUGGCUCAGUUAAGUUUUUAGGAUUUGAAGUGUCAUUCUUGUCAGUUUCUUAACAUUUGAUAUUGUUUGUCAUCAAAAUAAUAUUUCUGUCAGCAAACUCAAAUAUUUAACACUGUGUUGUGUUGCUUAUGUGCUUUCAUGAAUUACAGAUGUUAUAUUGUAUUAAAAGAGAUUCAUUUCA